Messenger RNA from Bipolaris oryzae ATCC 44560, 426 nucleotides. RefSeq lists its product as uncharacterized. Bases 1 to 426 code for a protein of 141 amino acids. The transcript is spliced from 4 exons. The record is from RefSeq and is a predicted model, not a curated record. NCBI's taxonomy places the organism in Eukaryota, Fungi, Ascomycota, Dothideomycetes, Pleosporales, Pleosporaceae.
AUGGGCGUGACCCGGGGCUUUGGCGGCUUCCCGGCGGGAGCAAGUGCGCUGCCAGCCAUGCCAGGCGUGCCAGCCAGGGCCGGUGGACAGAGGCCUGGUGCAGUGACAUGGCCGGGACAUGGACGAGGCAGGCGCGACGACUAUGGACGCGGACGGGUGCGCCCCCUCACUCCCGUCAGCCCAUGUGUGCGAACGAGGAGAGGCCCGUCCGACGUCGGCCUCUGCCUGCCUUCUGACACGGAGCGAGCGCAACACCAGCACUGUGGCGGCGCGUAUGCGUGCGCUGGAGAAACCGGAGAAAGCAGUGCAAAAACUGGUGGUGGCGCGGGAGCUAGAGAGCCGCUAGGCCGCAAACGGCAUGGCAGUCCAGCCUGUGAGCAACAGCCAUGCAUCUGUUCAGGGCUCCUCCACCAAGGCGUCGACUGA